AUGAGCUCGUCGGUCGAAAUUGCUUCUUCUUUCAUCGAAGGAGCUCCUCCCGGAGAGUCGCUGGUAUGUGCAAACCCAUACCUACCCGGUUAUGGUCCUGGUCACAAAAUACCGUACAUCAUCGCUAACUCCAACGUUCAAUCACCAGACAUCAAAGUUCUCACCUCAGACGGCCCGAACAUUAUCCCCGAGCUCGAACCUGCCUUCAGAAGCUAUAAUGAGAAGCAAUUGGCUACUGUGAAGCUUCCCGGAAGCAGCCAACAGGUGAUUGUGAGCGAAUUUAAUCGAUUGGAUGGAGACCGAUAUUAUGACGUUGAAAGUUCGACUUCAUUUGAAUUUGAUCAUAUUACACAGACAGCGUCGGCCGCACAAUCAUACCCCCUCGACUCGCAAAAUGCAGACCUUGUAAAAUCUCUUCUUCGAUCUCUCUCUACUCAUGCAAAGGAGCACUAUCCCAGUUCUUCCUACGGAGUAUAUCCUGUCGACAACGAUACCGCAAUUGCCAUUGUUGUGGUCGCCAACCGAUACUCGCCAAAUAAUUUCUGGAAUGGCCGCUACCGCUCCAUUUACCAAAUCCCCGUCUCCUCAUCCUCCACUACAACCAUAACCGGCAACAUCCACAUCGACGUCCACUACUACGAAGACGGAAACGUGGCUUUGAGCACGACAAAACCCAUCUCGAUCCCCCUAUCAAACAUAUCCGCUGAAUCAAUCAUGUCCAAGAUCGGUGCCGCCGAGCGUGAUCAUCAGGAAGAGCUGAACAGGGCGUUUAGUCGAUUGGCUGAGGGUGCGUUUAAGAGUUUGAGACGACAAUUGCCUAUCACGAGACAGAAGGUUGAGUGGGAGAGGGUUGGGGGAUAUCGUUUGGGACAGGAUAUUUCUGGUGGGAAGGGGAAGUGA
Molecule: messenger RNA, 900 nt
Organism: Talaromyces stipitatus ATCC 10500
Lineage: Eukaryota; Fungi; Ascomycota; Eurotiomycetes; Eurotiales; Trichocomaceae
Product: F-actin capping protein alpha subunit, putative
Exons: 6
Coding region: 1-900 (299 amino acids)
Biological process (GO): actin cytoskeleton organization; barbed-end actin filament capping
Cellular component (GO): actin cortical patch; F-actin capping protein complex
Molecular function (GO): actin filament binding
Source: RefSeq, a predicted model, not a curated record